Nicotiana attenuata is the source of this 951-nucleotide messenger RNA. RefSeq lists its product as uncharacterized. The coding region runs from base 1 to 951 and encodes 316 amino acids. The transcript has 2 exons. Lineage: Eukaryota; Viridiplantae; Streptophyta; Magnoliopsida; Solanales; Solanaceae. The record is from RefSeq and is a predicted model, not a curated record.
AUGGAGCAUAGGGAGUUUAAGCCUAUGGUAGAUAGAAUUUGGAAGCAGAAGCUGGGAAAUGAUCCUAUGACUGGUAUCUGGCAGAAGUUACAAAAGCUAAAAGAUGAGGCUAGAGGUCUAAACAAGGAGAUGGCUAGCUAUGAGCAAAGAUUGACUCAAAUAAGACAGAAUCUGGAGUGUACUCAGGCCAAUUUGAUACUUGAUCCUUUCAAUCAAGUGGGUGACAUAACUUCAGUUACUAUAUUACAGGAAGCCUUUAAUAGGUUUUCAGCUGCAUCUGGGUUGCAGGCAAGUGCAGAAAAGAGCUCAAUUUAUAUUGCUGGUGUGGCACAACAUAUAAAGGAGCAAUUGAUUGAGCUUACUGGAUAUACAGAGGGCUCUAUACCCUUUAAGUAUCUGGGGGUUCCAUUGUUUGCAAGGAAGCUAAACAUCUACCAAUGUCUACCUCUAAUGGAAAAGAUUACUGAAAGAGUAAGAUGCUGGUCAGCUAGGAUGCUCUCAUAUUUUGGAAGAAUUCAGCUCAGCAAAUCUGUGUUAUUUGGAAUACAAACAUACUGGUCUCAAAUAUUUUUAUUGCCAACGAAGAUCAUGAAGAUGAUAGAGACCAUAUGUAGGACCUUUCUGUGGACUGGUUCAACUGAUUGCUCAAGGAAAGCUUUGAUUACAAGGGACAAGAUAUGUCAACCUAGAGCUACUGGAGGUUUGAAUGUCAUAAAUAUGAAGAUAUGGAAUAAAGCAGCAUUACUGAAACAUCUCUGGGCAUUGGCAAUGAAGAAAGAUACACUGUGGAUCAAAUGGGCACAUAGUUACUAUAUAAAGAACAGAGAUAUUGCAGAAAUGAACACACCCAAAAUAGCAGCAUGGGUGGUCAAGAAAAACAUAGAGGCAAGGGAAGAUGUGAAACAGAUGAGGCAGUUCAUAAUAGUCUUAUAUCUACACUGGAGAGCUUAG